AUGAGAGCCUUAGCAAUUCUUCUAUGCAUUGGUUCCGUGCUGUCCUUCCCAGGCUACGAUUCGUAUGAUGAGUACAACGACUUCCAAGAAGACAGUAACGAAGGUCAUGGCUGUUCCCACCUUGACUUCCUCAAGGGAUUGCCCAAGGAGGCUCUUUCGGAAUACUACAAAAUCGCACAGGACACCUCACAGAGUAUACUGGAGAUGGAGAAAUCUUUGGAACGUUGGGCCGAAAAGCAUGGCGUUGAAGAUAAGUACAAGGCUCAUGCGCAGAAACACAAAAAACAGUUCGAGGCUUUUAAACGAGCCCUUACCGAACUUACCAAAAAGUUGACCACGUUCUUCAAAGCUUACAUAAAGAUUGGCAACGACAAGAGAAAGUCGUACGACACGAUGUUCAAGGAAACUCAAAAACUGUUCGAAACGCUGAACAAUAAGGAAAAAGGGGUUGUAUGCCACAUCCUGCAUGGAAAUUUCGGUAGCCAUUAA
Angiostrongylus costaricensis is the source of this 489-nucleotide messenger RNA. The record is from the annotation of a GenBank genome assembly. NCBI's taxonomy places the organism in Eukaryota, Metazoa, Nematoda, Chromadorea, Rhabditida, Metastrongylidae.